Phytophthora sojae is the source of this 2454-nucleotide messenger RNA. RefSeq lists its product as hypothetical. NCBI's taxonomy places the organism in Eukaryota, Oomycota, Peronosporomycetes, Peronosporales, Peronosporaceae. The record is from RefSeq and is a predicted model, not a curated record. The transcript has a single exon. Bases 1 to 2454 code for a protein of 817 amino acids.
AUGAUGACCACCACCGCGGGGGAAUCGCACACUGAGACCGAGACGGACCGGACGAGCGAGCUUUCAGAACUCCCCUUGGAAGGGAAGUCUCCCUCGGAGUACACCCUCGAUGUGACCAUUCUUCGUUUCCGCGCGGUGGCGAUCCCUGUGGCGAUGGCUGCCUUCUUUGUUGGAGUAACGCUGCCAUUUGCAGGGAAAGGGAUGCAAGUGGGCUCUUUUCGGUCAAUUGACGUGGACGAAGGGGAACGAAAAGAGCUUCUGGACAAGUACAACGAAAGACUGGGCAGUCUGACGGCGCUGAUGAUGAAGCCACUCGAUGUGACUCUGAGCAUGGUGGUAGCGGUCAUCUUCCUGAUGCUCGCGUCCAGAAUGAGUGCGUAUCUUGAAAGCCGACGCAGAUAUCUCUUGAUCGGUGUCAUCGGCGUCGUGGGUUAUCUGAUGAACACGGGUUUCAACUCCAUGAACUUGCAAGUGGUUCCCGGUGCGGUGAGCCCAAGGAUAAUGCCGUCAGAUCUCGUUGUAGAGAGCGUUCACGAUGAUACUCAACAGCUGGACGCCGAGGGGAAUCUAACGACGACAUGGGACCCAAAGUUUCGUGAGAGUACGCCUGGAAACAGUGUACUUAACACCAUCCUGCGUGGUCUGUUCAUCCCGAGAGAGGAGGUCCCGACGCACUGCAAAGAGACUGAUGAUUGGUAUUACGCUACAGCAUUCAAGAAUGUGUUGCCAAGCUACGGCUUCCCUUCGCGAACCUGGCAGCAGAACGCACUGUCAAAAGCGCUAGAACCGACAGCUUCGUUGAGUAUGCCCAUGAAUGCCGCGGAGUCUGACCUUGAGCAGUACGAUGACCUGCCGAUGAGCAAAGCCAUUGCAACAAACCUGGUGGUGUACUCGCUGGUCGUGAGCAACACGUUUCUUGGGUGGUGGACGAAAGAGGACGAGGCUUGGGGUAGUUUCAGUCACGCCAACGCGACGGGGAAAGUUGUUCUGGCAGAUUAUUUCAACUUGACAACUCGCUCGACUGGCAACGCGAACUUCGCCUCUACUGCCCGCCAGGUAAUCAUUGACUACUACGAUAAAGCGGAGCUCUCCAGGACUUCGGAUGAGUUGGCGAAAGUGGAGUUCACGCGUGUAAACUUGACCGAAACUAUCGUUUUUGAUGCUCUGACGAUUGAAAUUCCGACCCGAACGUACGGUACACAGAGAGACAACUCGUCAAGCACGAAUCCAUUCUAUUGGCCCCUGUACUCUUACGCAUGCAACACGAAGGCGUGUCUGUUGGCGGACAACGAAGAGUACAAGGCGGAUGGGAACACAACGGCGAUCCACCCUCGCGUACAAGCACUAGCCAUUUGUUUGAACGACCAAGGAGAAGAGACCCUCGUUGUGGACAACGACUAUUCGGGUCUUGAGCAGAUUCUGCAGUCGUGUACGCGGCGCUCGACUACGUCCAUGAUGGUUGUUAGUCUGGGGAAGCGUAUUGAAGGGGACUCGUUGGUGAGUUCAAGCAACACAGUCGAGAAUGCUCGCAUGGUGUACUCGCUUACUGUGGGGCGUCUGGCGUGGAGACCGGAAAACUUUUCAGAGACGUACAACGCCGAGUGCAAGACUGGCGAUGGGUGCAGAGGAAUUCGAUUUCCGCUGGGAAAUAAUGGUACCUUGCUGAACGACCACUUGCUGGUGAGUGAAAGUGGAAUUCCAAUGAGUUUGCUAAGCCCGAUAAAUCUGAACUGGAAUUGGUUUCCUAUCAGUGAUUCACAGUGGAAAAUGCUGGCGACCACGGUAGAUGAACCCCGAGCGGCCCUCGAAGUUGAAUCCAAGCCGUCUCUGAUUGUCUUGCCGCGCAAUUUCAACACCACCGAUGGAUCGUCCACUGCAUACAAAAUCGACUCUGACUAUUGCCUAGUGUAUAUCGACCGACAUCUGAACCAGAUCGAGAAGAACCACUUGUACAUCGAGCAUAGUCUCCAGCCAGCGUACACGGCGGGACUCUACUUCAUUUUCCAGAAUGCUGUGGUGCUCAAGCAAAUCAAUGGCAGUGACGGCCCGUCGCUCGAGUUUUCAGGGAACAUCCUGGAUAUGCACAUUUGGGCGUCCAUUCCAAAAACCAGCAUGAUUUUCGCGUUCAUCGGCUGCUUCAUCAUGGUGCUGGGAGGUGUCGCCAUCGCAGUCCUUAGUAAGCGUGGAGAGGAUUCAUUAGCUAAACAGGACAGUGCGACCGUCGCAGCUGAAGCUUUGGAUAAUACGGAGAAGUACCCUCCAUCUUUGCUGCGGCUUCAGUUGAGGAAUAGGUCGACCGGCAAGACUGCUGAUGCUGCAUUUGACUCGCUGUGUGUUGACAGCGUGGUGCUUGCAAAGAAGGAGGACAAGACCCAGCAGUUUGCGAUUAGCAAAAGCGUUUCCCCGUCGGCUAACACCCCCACGAUUUCGAGGUUGGACUCAGCGGGAGCAUAG